Messenger RNA from Megachile rotundata (alfalfa leafcutting bee), 1377 nucleotides. RefSeq lists its product as uncharacterized. Gene Ontology annotation, molecular function: nucleic acid binding. The record is from RefSeq and is a predicted model, not a curated record. NCBI's taxonomy places the organism in Eukaryota, Metazoa, Arthropoda, Insecta, Hymenoptera, Megachilidae. Gene Ontology annotation, biological process: DNA integration.
AUGCCGAACACCUCCGCGAGUUCCGCUCAACCACAGUCCGUAGUCGCUGGUCUGAGUAUCAGUACUUUACGACGCAAACGCGGCCAUAUCAUCGGGCAAAUUUCAUCUUUGACUACGUUCUUGGAUUAUUUUGAAGACACACACUCCGAAGAUACGUACCUAUUAGAAAUGCACAUCAACGGAUUAAAUGAAGUCUGGAAAAAAUUCGAUGAUUUGCAAUUUAGUAUUGAAGAGCUCGACGAAUCUGAAGAAACGCGUCGGUUUGAAAUUCAGAAUAAUUAUUACGCUGUGAUAGCACGGGCUAAGCGAAUUUUAAAUAAUACUCAACCAUCAGUUCCUACCACGGUUCGGGUUAAUCCGUCACCGGCAUCAACGGUACCGGCACCGAUGACUAUUAAAUUACCUGAAAUGAGGCUACCAACGUUCGACGGAACAAUCGAAAACUGGUCAUCUUUUUACGACCUAUUUACGGCCAUGAUCGAUCGUAACGAGGAUUUGACCCCGGUUCAAAAAUUACAGUACCUGCGGUCAACUUUAAGCGGUAAGGCCGCGGGUUGUAUUGAAGCUUUGGCCACGACUGACGCGAAUUACACGGAUGCUAUCGAUAUUUUAAAAGAGAAAUUUGAUUGCCCACGCCGUAUAAUUCUUAGUCAUUGCGAUACGUUACGGAAUAUCCCAAAAUUGCUGAAAGAUACUCCAGAAGCAUUAGCUAAUUUGGUGGACACCGUAAAUCAACAUCUCCGGGCACUUAAAAAUUUGGGCGAAAAUGUCGCAUCAUGGAACAGCAUUUUGCUCUCCAUAAUCAUUUCCAAACUAAACGCGGAUACAGUGUGGCAUUGGGAAUUAACGCUUAAAGAUAAAAGACGAAUGCCAGCUUACACUGAAUUAUUACAAUUCAUAGAAAGACGAGCAAAUUGCACAAUUCCUUCUUCCUCAAAAUCUGUAACUUCAACUGGACAGCAAGAAAUGCGACUUUAUGGCCAUAACAAAUCUGUUAAUAAACAUCGAUCAUCGCGAGGACAAGUUUUCGUAACAACGAAACAACACAAGAAUCAUCCUUAUGAACGAGUGUCGACGACCCGGGCUCAAUAUAUAGAUUUUCAAUGUCCAUUAUGUAAAAAGGAUCACUGGAUCGGAAACUGUCGAAAAUUUAAUGAACUAUCUGUUGUCGAUAGAAAAGCUAUCGUUAUAAAAGCUGGACUCUGUUUCAAAUGUUUGCGAAGAGGACAUGGAUCUACUUCAUGUAAUAAAGGUGCUUGCCGAAUAUGUCAGAAAAAUCACCAUACACUUUUACACUAUAGAUCACCUUUGACGAGUUCAUCAACUUCGGCAUUAGCAACUUCUCGUCAACCGAUGGAUAAUCAAGAAACAAUUUGA